GGGGAUGUCACACGGACUCUAGUGAGGAAACCCGUGUGCAUGUGACGUACAGACAUUCUAGCCUCGCCUUAGAGAUCCGCUGGGUGGUACCUCCACGUUCGACAGUCGGAGACCGUCUAACAACUACCGACAAUCACAACGUACAUACCCAAAAGAAAAAUUCUCUUAGGACGAGACUCGAACCAGCGCAACUAACGGCGACUGAUCAGUAGACACGUAGCAUCCGCUAGGCUAAUCCAUGACACCUCUAUAAUUCAGAAAGUAUAGCUUGAUCAUUGCACCUGAAUACAAAGAAAUGUUUGUUGAUAUAGUUUGUUAUUCAUUUUGUUACAGAUCGAGCCGUAUUUAUAUGGGAAGUGAAAGACCUCACUCAGAAGGAUAAGAGAAGUCUGCGAGUCAACAUAGACUUCGACUAUGCCACUCACGUUAAAUGGAGUCCAGAUUCGAAAGCGGUCAUUAUUCACAAGAGCCACGAGAACGUAUUGGAGGUAUACAAGGUCGACAAGAAGAAAGAUGGAUGGCUGCAGGCCAGUAAGGCGUUAACAUUUCCAAAGCACCACGAGACCGAUGUGAUAGGAAUGGGCAUUGCCAGCAAUGGCAAAUACAUCAUGACUUGCUCAAACAAGACUGAUAUGGUUAUAUGGGAUUUGAAGGGCCAAAAAUUGGCCGUUAUUGAUACAUAUCUUAUGAACACCGUAUGUGCCAAGAUAUCUCCUUGUGGACGAUUCAUUGUGGCCUCAGGUUUCACACCAGAAGCUAGAGUUUGGGAAGUUACGUUCAACAAGUCAGGUGAAUUCCAGGGAGUAAAACAGAUAAAACAGUUAACUUUAGGCGGACAUAGCUCUGGAGUUUAUGAUGUGGCUUUUGACGUAGAUUCUUCACAUAUGGCUACUGUUUCCAAAGAUGGGACAUGGAAAUUGUUCGACACCCAAGUGAGCUACAAGUUGGGACAAGACGCCCAGUGCCUGAAAACUGGCAAGUACGAGCAGGCUAGCAGCGAUGCCUUAAUUGCCUUAUCACCAAAUGCAGAGGUACUGGUCAUCGCUUCAGGAUCCGAUCUGUAUUUUUACUCUACUCUUACGGCCCAGCUGGAUUACACAAUUGAAAAUGUUUACUCAGACAAUAUAUCUGCGAUUAUGUUUGACUCAACUGGAAAAUACCUGUUGACAGCUGGCGGAAAACAGAUCAGAGUCUUCCAUAAUGUGACAGGGUAUAGAUGCGCCAUUGAAAUGGCCAAGCUGAAACUCAAGGACCACCAGACCUCUGCUACCAAAGAAAGACUGGAAAAGCUGAUUGUAGAGAGUCAAGAGUUCCUCAAUACCAUUGAGAAGAAAUGAAAGUUUAAAUAAAAUUAAAAAUAUGUUUCAAUACAUUGAAUAAAUUUUUACUUGAUUGCUAA
This is a messenger RNA of Acanthoscelides obtectus, 1399 nucleotides long. The record is from the annotation of a GenBank genome assembly. NCBI's taxonomy places the organism in Eukaryota, Metazoa, Arthropoda, Insecta, Coleoptera, Chrysomelidae.